This is a messenger RNA of Fusarium verticillioides 7600, 3085 nucleotides long. RefSeq names its product proteasome component PUP2. The record is from RefSeq and is a predicted model, not a curated record. NCBI's taxonomy places the organism in Eukaryota, Fungi, Ascomycota, Sordariomycetes, Hypocreales, Nectriaceae. Gene Ontology annotation, biological process: proteasome-mediated ubiquitin-dependent protein catabolic process. The transcript is spliced from 4 exons. The coding region runs from base 289 to 1026 and encodes 245 amino acids. Gene Ontology annotation, cellular component: nucleus; proteasome core complex, alpha-subunit complex; proteasome core complex.
CCUAUAUGAGGUAGUGUGCAGCGCGGCUACGUAGGCGGACUGCUUGCCUGCAACUCCACCAGAGCUCGCAUCCUCACUCCCAUCAUCCAUCCAUUGACUUGCUCUCUCCCCCUCAGCCUCAGCCUUCCCACUCUCGACUACUCAGCAGGCAAUUCGACUUUUCGUCCACGAAUUCAACUCGUCAUAUUGGCUUGGACAGUUCUAUCUACGAACUCGGUCUCUUCAUAUACCAGGAAAUCUUCCGCCCUCCUCUAGCCUAGCUGUCACCACUACACACAAACCGCCAGGAUGUUUAUGGCAAGAUCUGAAUACGACCGAGGCAUCAACACCUUCUCCCCUGAAGGUCGUCUCUUCCAGGUCGAAUACUCUCUCGAGGCCAUCAAGCUCGGCUCCACGGCCAUCGGCGUAGCCACAUCCGAGGGUGUCAUCCUCGGCGUCGAGAAGCGAGUCACCUCGACCCUCCUCGAGACCUCCUCCGUCGAGAAGAUCGUCGAGAUCGACCGCCACAUCGGCUGCGCCAUGUCAGGUCUCCAGGCCGAUGCCCGCUCCAUGGUCGAGCACGCCCGUGUCGAGAGCCAGUCCCACGCCUUCAACUACAACGAGCCCCUCCGUGUCGAGAGCUGCACCCAGGCCAUCUGCGAUCUUGCCCUGCGCUUCGGUGAGGGUGCUGAUGGUGAAGAGACUAUCAUGAGUCGCCCCUUUGGCGUGGCUCUGCUCAUCGCUGGCUUUGACGAGGAUGGUCCUCAACUGUUCCACGCUGAGCCCAGUGGUACCUUUUACCGCUACGACGCCAAGGCUAUUGGCUCCGGUUCCGAAGGCGCUCAGGCUGAGCUACAGAACGAAUACCACAAGUCUUUGACGCUCACAGACGCAGAGACCCUUGUUCUCAAGACGUUGAAGCAGGUCAUGGAGGAGAAGCUCGAUGCCAAGAACGUGCAGUUGGCCAGCGUGACCAAGGAGAAGGGCUUCAGAAUAUACACAGAUGAGGAGAUGGCCACAGUCGUGGAGCGACUGCCGGCCAACUAAGGAUGUUACUCAUGAAUCAAGAGAAAUUACGAAUAGACACAAGAGAAACCCACUCUCGGGUUAUUGACGAGCAUACAAACCACCACAAGCUAGCUCAUCGGGCGAUGUUUUCACGGAGAUUUCGGCCAAAACAUUGAGGGCCUCACAAGAAGAGGGCCGGAAUUAUGUAUCAUUAAUGUAGUAGGGUCACUCGCCAACUGUGGUUCCGCUACACUUCCAACGCUUCUUGAAAUCAAACGAAUAUCGUAAAUAUUGCUUCCGUCCCUUCUCUCCGGUUUUCCAAAUCGCUAAAUGAUACCUGAACUUGAUAUUCGAGGCACUAACCAAAAAGCAGAGCAUACGCUGCAUUAUAAAAAGCUCCAGAAACAUGGUAUCCAUAGCAUAUAACACGCCAGAUCAUGCUAUACCCAGCUUUAAUUGUCAUCCUUAAGAUCGAGAAAUUCGAGAUCUCGCUCAACACUGAGCAGGCCCAUUGCAAGCGAAGCCCGCUCUGCCUUGGGUAUUUGGAUACGACGAACUUCGCCUGUCUCGACUUCGUGAAUGAAUCGAUCGAUCUGCCGUGGGUUCUGCCACCUUGCGACAGGCACUGGCUCGGUCUCUGGGGCACGCUGGUACGGAGGACCGCGACCAAGCUGCGCCGCCUUGAUCCAAGAGGAUUCGCAUCCAGUGGCAAUACGUUCUGCUGAUUGCCAGCCCGUCAAUCGAGUGAUGUCCCUUGUCUUGUCAAAUGUCUGUGACUGGCGAACAUACCUCAAUCGCUGCUACAAAAAGGCAGAAGCAACUCUCGAUGAACGCAGCACUGACAAGAGUUGUGAUCUCCGUGGCCUGUGAGACAUCCUCCGACAAGCCAGCCGCUAUUCUGCCCAGUUUGUUCGAAUAUGGACCUGUCUGUCGUGCUGACAUGCCAGCUGCUUGCAUCGCCGCAGGAGGCAUCGAAGGGUGGCAUCGAACAAGAUUUAUCAUGCCCAUAUAAAAGUUCAUCCAGAUUCCAGCAACAGAAAACGUUCGAUAUUGCAUCGUCAUUCCGAAAGGCGAGUCCCGUUUGUCUGAGAACUCUGGCUUGAGUGGUUGAAACUCUGGUCCUAGGCUGCUCUCAUAUGCUUCAAAGCCCCGCUUGAUGGACUCCCACUCUUUGAGGGCAGCCUGGUAGCUUGCGUCUGCAUCAUGGUCAUCUGUAGAGUCACUCUGCGGUGAUGUCUCACGAGGUGGUGUAAAGCCUCUUGGGACAUGGAACUUUCCAUCCGUAGGAACAAUACCAGGAAAUGAUGGUGGUGAACUGCCACUGGCUCCAGGAGGAGGUCCCCUGGCGAGACUUGCUUUUCGUUUUCUUGAAACAUCUUUUGAAGAGAAAUCUGCAAGCCUGCCAAGUAAAAGCAUCAGAUGAUCAUACGAUCCAUAUCUGUGAACCACGCAUUAGUAGCAAUCGGAUAUAUAUGGUGAAUCCCACUUACAUAGCUUCAAGUUUGGAUAUUGGUGCUCUGGGCGGACACUGAGACCAAGAUUCGUAGUUCAUGCUGUAACAGUAAGCUUCACGAUCGAAAGAAGAACGCGUGAAGGGGGCUUACAAGAGUCUGGUACCUGCCAGCAUGCUCUGAUACACAUCCAUUUUGCAAUACCACCAGAAUAAAUCUCGGAUGUUCUCAUAGUGCUCGAUAUCUCUAUCGGUCACUGUCUGAGAUAGGUCGAUUGGUUGUUUUUCUCCCAGUCCAUAAUCUUCUGCCGUUAUAUGCUGGCCCGAAAUUGCCUGCAACAGGCUGUAAUCCAGGUCAUUGAGUUCGCUCUGAGAGGGGAUACUCAGACCCGGGAAGAAGCUGUCCAUUUGGUUCUGAUUCUGGGCGUCUUUUUCUGCCUGCUUGUAACGCUUGACUGGCAGAUAUUUCCGUGACAUUUGUCUUAGGGGUAUUUCGCUAAACAAGAUUCUGGCUCCAAGAAGGUGAUUGCACCAUUUAGUAUGAUCUGACGACCACACCUCAAAAUACGACAACAGCAGUGUCGCGGCUACCGUUGCAGGUUGUGUUCGUCUGAGGGGUGUGUUGACGUUUCGAGCUAUUCGGCGGAU